Molecule: messenger RNA, 1285 nt
Organism: Sorex araneus (European shrew)
Lineage: Eukaryota; Metazoa; Chordata; Mammalia; Eulipotyphla; Soricidae
Gene: TMEM54
Product: transmembrane protein 54
Exons: 6
Coding region: 133-876 (247 amino acids)
Source: RefSeq, a predicted model, not a curated record
GGGCCGAGCAGCCGGUCAGACCGGUCGGGAUGCAAACGAGGCUGCAGGGGGCCGGGCCUCGGGCGGGGGCGCGGGAAGGAGGCGCGGGCCCCGCGAGCCGGGGCUCCGGCGGGGAGAGGGGCGGCGACGAGCAUGGGAGCGCGGCCCCCCGGCCGCCCGCAGCCCUUGGAGCCCCGCCCGGCGCGGAGAGGCCGCGCGGGAGCCGAGAUGUGUCUGCGCCUGGGUGGCCCGAAUGUGAGUGACCCCGGGAAGGUGCUGAUGAAGCGGGGGCUGGUGCUGGUGGUGUUCGGCCACCUGAGCUUCAUUGCCGCCGCCCUCCUCCACGGCACGGUCCUGCGCUACGUGGUCACCCCGCACGACGCCGUGGCACUGCAGUACUGCGUGGUCAACAUCCUCUCCGUCACAUCGGCCAUCGUGGUCAUCACCUCAGGCAUCGUCACGAUCGUCUUGUCACGCUAUCUCCCCAGUGUCCCUCUGCGCUGGACAGUGUUCGGCUCGAGUGUGGCCUGCGCCCUUCUGGCUCUCACCUGUGCCCUUGGCCUUUUGGCCUCCAUCGCCGUGACCUUUGCCACCCAGGGCCAAGCUUUGCUGGCGGCCUGCACUUUCGGAAGCCCUGGGCUCCUGGCCCUGGCCCCCAACUGUCCCUUCGACCCCACACGCAUUUAUAGCUCCAGCCUGUGCCUCUGGGGCAUCUCGCUCGUGUUCUGCGUGGCCGAGAGCGUGUUCGCCGUGCGCUGCGCCCAGUUCACCCACCACCUGCUGGGCCUGAGGCCCUGGUGGGGGAAAAGCCACCAACGCUCGUUCCAGGAGAGCCCGGAGCCCGUGGAGGGCCGUGACUUGCUGAGCUGCACCAGCUCGGAGCCGCUGACACUCUGACUCCCACCCAUCUGCACUGUGACCAGCUCAGGACGGGGACCGCCUCACUGAGCUCCCGAUGGGAGCUUCCACCCCGGCCCCCAGCCGCCCAGCCCUCUGCACUGAAACAGACUUUAUUGUGAAGGUAUUAAAAAGAACAGAUGCUCCGUGUGGAUGCAUGCAGCGGGGAACGGGCUCGGCGGGGGCCUGCGGGGGGCUCGGGGCCGGCUGCCCUUCUCUCCGUGGGCCUGUGAGCGUGGCUGGGGCAGGGACCACGUUCAUCCGUGCGGGACAGCAGGCAGGCGGGGUGAGGGGACCCACCGCUGGGGCUGGAAUCCAGGGGUGCCUUUUGCAUCUUGGCCUCCAGGCCCUCAAGAGCUGUGGACCUUCUGCUCCGGGACCGUGUUGCCCCCACCCCUCCCACUCAGUA